GGAUUGGCAGUGGAGAGAGAGAGAGAGAGAGAGAGAGAGAGAGAGAGAGAGGUGUCCAUAGCAAGCAGAGCAGGAGCAGAGCCAACUGCACAAGGCAAGGCAGGGGGCCUCUCCUCGCUGUUCUACUGCUGCUAUACUCUGGCAUCGCGUCGCGCGCGCAAGCAAAAGGGUAGUUCCUCAAUCAAACGCUCCAAGAGAAAUCACCCCGCCACGCCACGCCGCGCCGGGCUGGGCUGCUGCUCCCAGAUCUCGCCGAGCGGGGCGCUCGAUUAUGUGGGAUUAGGUAGAUGAGGGCGGCGCUGUUCGGUGCCGAGAGGAGCGGGGUAGUGGACCACGGCGGCGGCGAUAAGGAGGAGCUGUUUUGGCCGGCGGGGAAGGGGGGGCUGGUGGUGGUGGAGCCGAGGUCGGUGCUGGACUGCACGCGCAGCCCGAGCCCGCCGUAUUCCACGUCGACGCUGUCGUCGUCCCUGGGCGGCGGCUCGGCGGACUCGACCGGUGUGGCGGCGGUUUCGGAGAGCAGCACCGCCGCCGCCGGAGCCACCAAAUGGGGAGCCCCAGGCGAGCAUGGUGGCGGCGGGAAGGAGGAGUGGGGCGGCGGGUGCGAGUUGCCCCCGAUACCUGGAGCACUGGAUGUGGGGCUCGUCGGGGGCGAGGGCUGGGACGCCACGGCCACGCUCGGCAACGCAGCCGGGCCGGACCAGUCGUUCUUGAACUGGAUCAUUGGGGCCGCCGGCGACCUGGAGCAGCCUGGUCCGCCGCUUCCAGUGCUCCAGCAGCCGCUUAUUGACAAUGCGGGGUUCGGGAUCCCGGCCGUGGACACCAUGGGCUUCUCUCUGGAUCACCCCCUCAGCGGCGUCGCCUCCGACCUCUCGUCCUCCGGUGCGCACACUGCCACCGGCGGUGGCGGCAAGGCCUCAUUAGGGUUCGGUCUCUUCUCGCCGGAGGCCACCUCCCUCGAGCAGCCGCCGCCUUCGAUGCUGUUUCACGAAGGUAUCGACACGAAGCCCCCUCUUCUGGGUGCGCAGCCGCAAUUUCUCCUGAACCACUACCAACCCCAGCCACCCAACCCCGCCGCAGCCUUGUUCAUGCCUCUCCCGCCCUUCCCCGAGCACAAUCACCAGUCGCCGCAUCUCCAGCCACCGCUCAAACGCCACCACGCCAUUCCAGAUGACCUCUACCUCGCCCGUAACCAGCAGCAGUCAUCCGCGGUGGCGCCAGGUCUCGCCUAUUCACCACCGCUACAUGGCCCGGCUCCGUUCCAGCUCCAUCCUUCGCCGCCACCGAUUCGCGGGGCAAUGAAGUCGACGGCGGCGGAGGCGGCGCAGCAGCAGCUGCUGGACGAGUUGGCAGCGGCGGCAAAGGCAACCGAGGCUGGCAAUUCCGUUGGCGCGCGAGAGAUAUUGGCGCGGCUCAAUCAACAGCUUCCCCAACUUGGGAAGCCCUUCCUCCGCUCCGCCUCCUACCUCAAGGAGGCCCUCCUCCUCGCACUCGCCGACAGCCACCAUGGCUCCUCCGGCGUCACCUCGCCGCUCGACGUUGCCCUCAAGCUUGCAGCAUACAAGUCUUUCUCUGACCUGUCACCUGUGCUCCAGUUCACUAACUUUACCGCAACACAGGCGCUUCUUGAUGAGAUUGGUGGCAUGGCAACUUCCUGCAUCCAUGUCAUUGACUUUGAUCUCGGUGUUGGUGGUCAGUGGGCUUCCUUCUUGCAGGAGCUUGCCCACCGCCGGGGAGCUGGAGGUAUGGCCUUGCCGUUGUUGAAGCUCACGGCUUUCAUGUCGACUGCUUCUCACCAUCCACUGGAGCUGCACCUUACCCAGGAUAACCUCUCUCAGUUUGCCGCAGAGCUCAGAAUUCCUUUCGAAUUCAAUGCCGUCAGUCUUGAUGCAUUCAAUCCUGCGGAACUCAUUUCUUCCUCUGGUGAUGAAGUUGUUGCUGUUAGCCUCCCUGUUGGCUGCUCUGCUCGUGCACCACCGCUGCCAGCGAUUCUUCGGUUGGUGAAACAGCUUUGUCCUAAGGUUGUCGUGGCUAUUGAUCAUGGAGGUGAUCGUGCAGACCUUCCAUUCUCGCAGCAUUUCCUGAAUUGUUUCCAGUCCUGUGUGUUCCUCCUUGACUCGCUUGAUGCUGCUGGUAUUGAUGCUGAUUCUGCCUGCAAGAUCGAGAGGUUCCUAAUUCAACCAAGAGUUGAGGAUGCAGUGAUUGGGCGGCACAAGGCGCAGAAAGCUAUAGCAUGGAGGAGCGUUUUUGCAGCAACUGGGUUUAAGCCCGUUCAGCUCAGCAACCUCGCCGAGGCACAGGCAGACUGCCUCCUGAAGCGGGUGCAGGUCCGAGGAUUCCAUGUGGAGAAACGCGGAGCUGCUCUUACGCUCUACUGGCAGCGUGGGGAGCUUGUAUCCAUAUCAUCUUGGCGGUGCUGAUCAGCCAUAAGCUUCACUCCACCAAGGUUCCACCACCGUUUGCAAGCAUCGACCACUCCAGUAAUGUCCAUUUAUUCUUGCAAUUAAAUGUUGCAAAUGAAAUUGUUGUCUUGAGCUGUUGAACUCUUCAUAUUGCUUUUCGUUGCAGCUUAUUAGCUAGCCUAGUGGAUUUAGGAAUAUUGGUGUCAGUCUCUAUAGCUAAUGAUGUUGCUUUAGGUUGUUGCCAUGCUCUGCUCAAUUAGCCAUGAUCAUCUCAUUGGAAACACUGCUUAUGAGUAGAGACUAGAGGGUAAUUUAACCUAUCAAAUGGUUGUGUGGUACAGAAUUAAUAUUAUACUGCUGUUGCUCUGUAAUUCUUUGGGUA
Molecule: messenger RNA, 2781 nt
Organism: Oryza sativa Japonica Group (Japanese rice)
Lineage: Eukaryota; Viridiplantae; Streptophyta; Magnoliopsida; Poales; Poaceae
Product: scarecrow-like protein 6
Biological process (GO): regulation of DNA-templated transcription
Cellular component (GO): nucleus
Molecular function (GO): DNA-binding transcription factor activity; sequence-specific DNA binding
Source: RefSeq, a predicted model, not a curated record